AUGAUAGUAUUAUCAUUAUGUGAACAAGAAAAAAUGUUCACAAUAUCAGAAUCAGCAUUACCGGGAACAUUUAUAGGUACGAUAUCAUCAACACUUCUUAGUGGAAGGACACCAAAUUUUUAUAUUGUAUGGCCGGAUUUAUCUUUAUCAGGGGAAAAUACAAUUUUGAUUAAUGAUAUUACUGGAGAAAUAACAGUUCUUGGGGAACUUGAUUAUGAAAAAAAGAAUAAAUAUACAUUUUUAGCUAUACCAACUGAUGGUAGUAUAACAACAAGAGUUAUUAUACAAUUGUUAAAUGUUAAUGAUAAUUCUCCAAUAUUUCCUGUUGAUCAUAUUACUUUAGAAAUAUCUGAGUAUGCAAGAUUAAAUAGUCAAUUAGCCUUACCAUUAGCCACAGAUGCUGAUGAGGGAAUAUAUGGUGUACAAAAAUAUAAUAUUAUUGGUGGAAAUGUUAAUAAUGUAUUUAAAUUAUCACAAAGAAAUUUACAAAAUGUCAUUUAUGUUGAUUUAACUGUUAAUGGGCAAUUAGAUAGAGAGUAUAGAAAUAGAUAUGAAUUAACUAUUGAAGCUGAGGAUGGUGGUGAUCCACCUAAAAAAGGAAAAUUAGAUGUUACAAUAAUUAUCCUUGAUGCUAAUGAUAAUGCACCAAUUUUUGGGAAAACAAAAUAUACAGGAACAAUAUCUAGUAAUGCUAGUGUUGAUGAUGUAAUUUUAAUUGUAAAUGCAAAUGACAUUGAUGAAGGUGAAAAUGGUAGAAUAAGUUAUAAAAUUAUUGAAAAUCAUGAUAGAAGUAAUAAAAUAUUUAAGAUUGAUGAAGAUAAAGGUAUUAUAUCAGUGGCACAGACGACAACAUUUAUUCCUGGUACAUCUUAUGAAUUUCAUGUUAUGGCUCAGGAUCAUGGUUUACCACAAAAAUUAGAAAAUACAGUUCCUGUUAAAAUAGAAGUUAAUCAUGAUAAUAAGGCAUUCGAAACAACAUUAGAUAUUGUAUGGUUAACUGAAUCAGGUUUACCAAAAAUAGCUGAACAUACAACAAUUGGAUAUAUUUUUGGUAGAAUAUCCGUCAAAGAUAUGUCAUCAUCACAUACCCUUUCAUUAUCUGGUUCUGAAAGUAUAUGUUUAAGACAAUCCGACAAACCAUCAGUCUUCCUUUUAGUUGUCUGUGGUAUUCUUGAUAGAGAAAUUAAAAAUUCUUUUCUUCUAAAAUUUAUUUAUAAAAAUGUAAAGACAGGAGAAAUAAUAUUUGAUCAUCCUAUUCAUUUUACAAUUCUUGAUGAAAAUGAUAAUCCACCAGUAUUUGGACAAAAAAAUUAUAUAAUAAAAUUAAAUGAGGAGACAGAUGAGAUACCACCAAUUUUGGCUAAAGAUAUUGAUGAAGGAGAAAAUGGAAAAAUAUAUUACUCACUUAUUGGUAGUGAUUAUUUUAAAAUUAAUCCAGAAUCAGGAUUAAUACAAAAAAUAAAAGAUUUUGAUUGUAGUGUUGGAAAUGAAAUUAAUUUUAAAAUAAAAGCUACUGAUAAUGGAAAAACAAAGUUGUCUUCUGUUGCUAAUGUUAUUAUUGAUAUAAGUUCAUUAAAUACCAAAUCACCAUCAUUUGAAAGAAGUUUAUAUGAAGUUUUUAUUAAAGAAAAUCUUAAAGAAGGAUCUUGUUUCAUAAAGACCCAUAACAUAGGUAUCUUUGAUGACCCGAAUACUUAUUCUUUUAUAUCUUUUACAAUGAAAAUACAUUAUAGUGUAUCAUAA
Strongyloides ratti is the source of this 1743-nucleotide messenger RNA. Its product is annotated as Cadherin domain and Cadherin-like domain-containing protein. The record is from RefSeq and is a predicted model, not a curated record. Gene Ontology annotation, molecular function: calcium ion binding; cadherin binding. Gene Ontology annotation, cellular component: plasma membrane; catenin complex. Gene Ontology annotation, biological process: homophilic cell-cell adhesion. The transcript has 4 exons. The coding region runs from base 1 to 1743 and encodes 580 amino acids. Lineage: Eukaryota; Metazoa; Nematoda; Chromadorea; Rhabditida; Strongyloididae.